UAAUAAUAAUAAUAAUAAUAAAAAGAGCUUAGUAUGAAUACUCUUUUUUUAUUCUUGUCAUUAAAAUGUCCAACAUUACAAGUACAAACACGACAACCAAUGUCACUCCUAUUGAUUCUAAUGAAUCUACACCUGCACCCACUACAACGACAAAGCCAACUAAAACAGACAAGAAAAAGAAACCUAAAAAGAAAUCUAAAAAACGUACACGCAAACCCACGUUAAAAACCAAAGUCGUAGUGAGACGAUUACCUCCUAAUUUACCUCAAGACAUCUUUAUGAAUUCAGUCAAACCUUGGGUUCAUGAAGACAAUGUAGACUAUUCCCUUUAUGUUGCUGGUAAAUUGAGUAAAAGCAAAGCAAAAGAAAAUAUAUUCUCGCGUGCUUAUUUUCACUUCAAGACUAUGGAUGAUGUAGUUGCUUUUCAUCAAGGAUUUGAUGGUCAUGUAUUUAUCGAUAGUCGUGGCAAUGAAUACAGAGCUGUUGUCGAGUUUGCUCCUUACCAAAAAGUACCGAGAGAACACAAAACAGUGGAUACACGUCAAGGUACUAUUGAUCAAGAUCAAGAUUACCUUGAUUUUAUCGAGUCUUUGAACGCAGAAAAAAACGCUGCUACACAAGAACAACAAGAGCCUGCUGAUGGUCUUUCUCAAAUUGAACGUUUAGAGAACAGAAUUGCCAUGGUGACAGCAAAAACAUUAGCUGCUGAACAAGCCAAUAAACCAAAAACAACACCUUUACUUGAACAUUUACGUGCUCAAAAAGCAGCUCAAGCAGCAGCCAAAGCUAAAGCAGCAGCUAAAAAGAAUGCAAGAAGAAAAGCAGAAAAACAAGCGAAAAAAGCAAAUGAAUCUCAACAACAGCAACAACAACAACAACCACAGCAGCAGCAACCAGCUACUACAGAAAAGAAGAAACGAGUACGUAAUAGAAAGAAAGAAGGUGAUAAACAAGAUGAUGCAAAAACUCGUCCACCUAGAGAGCCCAAAUCCAACAACAAGCCUCAUGAAACCAAUAAACCAAAGAAAUCCAAUAACAAUAAAAAGCAGACAGAUAAACCUCAAGUUGUCAAGAUUCUUGGACGUCAACCACCCGCUACUUCUUCAAGCAAGUAAACGAAAGAAAAAAAAAGGACAUGGUGUUAUAUGUGUGUGUGGAAACAACUAUUAACCACAUUGGAAUAAACAUCAAAGAAGAAAGUAAGCGAGAAAGAAAGAAAGAAGGAAAAGCAUAGGCAAGAUUUAAAUGAAGCAUAAAAAUAAUAAAC
Messenger RNA from Gilbertella persicaria, 1267 nucleotides. RefSeq names its product Smg-4/UPF3 family-domain-containing protein. Bases 66 to 1115 code for a protein of 349 amino acids. Gene Ontology annotation, biological process: positive regulation of translation; nuclear-transcribed mRNA catabolic process, nonsense-mediated decay. Gene Ontology annotation, molecular function: mRNA binding. The record is from RefSeq and is a predicted model, not a curated record. Gene Ontology annotation, cellular component: cytoplasm; nucleolus. The transcript is spliced from 4 exons. NCBI's taxonomy places the organism in Eukaryota, Fungi, Mucoromycota, Mucoromycetes, Mucorales, Choanephoraceae.